Adineta ricciae is the source of this 963-nucleotide messenger RNA. Lineage: Eukaryota; Metazoa; Rotifera; Eurotatoria; Adinetida; Adinetidae. The record is from the annotation of a GenBank genome assembly.
AUGUCAUCAAUUUCGAAAGAUUUCCUUUCUACUCUUAAUAUAGUUCAAUAUUAUUUCUAUCGUUUGAUCUUACCAAUAUUUCUUAUAUUUGGUACAAUUGGAAAUGUGUUUAAUUUAAUUAUUUUUGUACAACCAUAUCUUCGUAAAAGCCCUUGUUCAAUUUAUCUUCUAGUUUAUACAAUAAUUAGUAUUUGUUGGAUUGAUUUUAUUGGUUUAACAUCAUCACUUAGUAUAGGUUAUUCAAUUGAUAUAAGUAUUCAAUCAACAAUUAUCUGUCGUAUUCGUACUUAUAUUAUUUAUGUAACAAUUAAUUUAUUACCUGAAUUACUCAUUUUAGUUGCAUUUGAUCGUACUUGUAUUAGUUCUCGAAGAUUAAUCAUACGUCAAUAUAGUACAAUGAAAAUAGCUAUUUAUUCUAUUAGUUGUAUAACAUUCUUUUGGAUUAUAUUUAAUAUACCUGCUUUAAUCUAUACGAAUAUUGAACAAUUUCCAACAGGACAAUUUAUUUGUAUUCCUUUACCAAAUAAUGUUUUUAAUGAAUUUAUCUUUGUAUUCUUUGCUAUAAGUUAUGGAAUUCUCCCACCAUGUGUAUUAAUUAUAUUCGUAUUUAUUAUUUUAAGUAAUUUACUUCAUUAUCGUAAUAUAAUUUUAUCUGUUGAUAAUCUUUGUCAAUAUCGUCCAAAUAAAAAAGAACAACAAUUAAUAAUUAUGUUAUUAACACAAAUAUUAAUAACAAUUUUAUGUCAAAUUCCUUCGUCGAUUUUUCAAAUAUAUUCAGUUAUUACAAAGAAUUAUGACAAAUCAUUUGAACAAAUUCUUAUUGAAUCAUUUAUUUACAAUUUAUUUGUUUUCUUAUUAUAUUUACCAUCUUGUCUAAGUUUCUAUGUUUAUUUAAUAGCAGCAAAAACUUUCAGAUAUGAAGUCUCUCGUGCUAUUAAGAAAAUCCUAUUUAUAUCACAUUAA